Anastrepha ludens (Mexican fruit fly) is the source of this 3882-nucleotide messenger RNA. Its product is annotated as serine-rich adhesin for platelets-like. Bases 1 to 3882 code for a protein of 1293 amino acids. The transcript has 3 exons. The record is from RefSeq and is a predicted model, not a curated record. NCBI's taxonomy places the organism in Eukaryota, Metazoa, Arthropoda, Insecta, Diptera, Tephritidae.
AUGAAAUUAUUUACGGGACUAUUUUUAAUUGCGUUAGCUGUAGUCUUCGUCCAAGGCCGAGGCAUUUCUCUCAGUUCUCUUAAAGACGAUGCAUCUGAGAAUUCUGUAGAAGACAGUAGCGAAGAAUCCUCAGAAGAAACAAGCGGAAGCGACUCGACUACCGGACUUCAACUUGGAUCCUCUGGAUUACUUUCAACAAUAUGGAAAAAACUACAAAGCGAAGCAAAGAGAAAAAAUCAAGGAUGUAAGAGACGUCGUUGCCCUCCAGAAAGGACUGCCACAACACUUGCGUCAACCACUGUUGAAACCCCAACUUCAACUGUUGCGCCAACCUUUGUUGAAACCUCAUCUACCACAACUUCAACUGUUGCGCCAACCUUUGUUGAAUCCUCAUCUACCACAACUUCUACUGCUGCGCCUGUAACCAACACACAGUCAACAACUGCAUCUUCGACUGAUGCACCUUCUACCGAGGCAUCCUCAACCGAAGCAUCUUCAACCAACGCAACCUCAACUGAUCCAUCCUUAACCGAGGCACCAUCAACCGAAGCUUCUUCAACAGACGCGUCUUCAACGGAUGCACAUUCAACCGAGCCAUCCUCAACUGAUGCUUCCCCAACCGAGGCAUCCUCAACCGAGGCUUCCUCCACUGAUGCAUCCUCAACCGACGCAUCCUCCACCGAAGCAUCCUCAACUGAGGCACCUUCAACUGAUGCAUCCCCAACCGAGGCUUCAUCAACUGAAGCAUCCUCAACUGACGCAUCCUCAGCUGACGCAUCCUCCACCGAAGCAUCCUCAACUGAGGCACCUUCAACUGAUGCAUCCCCAACCGAGGCUUCAUCAACUGAAGCAUCCUCAACUGACGCAUCCUCAGCUGACGCAUCCUCCACCGAAGCAUCCUCAACUGAGGCACCUUCAACUGAUGCAUCCUCAGCUGACGCAUCCUCCACCGAAGCAUCCUCAACUGAAGCAUCCUCAACCGAUGCACCUUCAACUGAUGCAUCCCCAACCGACGCAUCUCCAUCUGAAGCAUCCUCAACUGACGCAUCUUUAGCUGACACCUCCUCAACCGACGCAUCUCCAUCUGAAGCAUCCUCAACCGAGGCUUUAUCAACUGAAGCAUCCUCAACUGACGCAUCCUCAGCUGAUGCAUCCUCAACCGACGCAUCUCCAACUGAAGCAUCCUCAAGCGAGGCUUCAUCAACUGAUGCAUCCUCAACUGACGCAUCUGUAGCUGAAGCAUCCUCAACUGACGCAUCCUCCACCGAAGCAUCCUCAACUGAUGCACCUUCAACUGAUGCAUCCUCAACCGAGGCUUCAUCAACUGAUGCAUCCUCAUCUGACGCAUCUGUAACUGAAGCAUCCUCAACUGACGCAUCCUCAGCUGACGCAUCCUCAAGCGAGGCUUCAUCAACUGAUGCAUCCUCAUCUGACGCAUCUGUAACUGAAGCAUCCUCAACUGACGCAUCCUCAGCUGACGCAUCCUCAACCGAAGCAUCCUCAACUGAUGCACCUUCAACUGACGCAUCCUCAGCUGACGCAUCCUCCACCGAAGCAUCCUCAACCGACGCAUCUCCAUCUGAAGCAUCCUCAACCGAGGCUUCAUCAACUGAUGCAUCCUCAUCUGACGCAUCUGUAACUGAAGCAUCCUCAACUGACGCAUCCUCAGCUGACGCAUCCUCAACCGAGGCUUUAUCAACUGAAGCAUCCUCAACUGACGCAUCCUCAGCUGAUGCAUCCUCAACCGACGCAUCUCCAACUGAAGCAUCCUCAAGCGAGGCUUCAUCAACUGAUGCAUCCUCAUCUGACGCAUCUGUAACUGAAGCAUCCUCAACUGACGCAUCCUCAGCUGAUGCAUCCUCACCCGAGGCUUCAUCAACUGAUGCACCCUCAACUGACGCAUCUGUAACUGAGGCAUCCUCAACUGAAGCAUCCUCAACCGAUGCACCUUCAACGGAGGCAUCCUCAACCGAUGCAUCCUCAACUGACGCAUCUGUAACUGAAAUAUCCUCAACCGACGCAUCCUCCACCGAAGCAUCCUCAACUGAAGCAUCCUCCACCGAUGCAUCUUCAACUGAUGCAUCCUCAACCGACGCAUCUCCAUCUGAAGCAUCCUCAACCGAGGCUUCACCAACUGAAGCAUCCUCAACUGACGCAUCCUCAACUGAUGCAUCCUCAAGCGACGCAUCUCCAUCUGAAGCAUCCUCAACCGAGGCUUCAUCAACUGAUGCAUUAUCAUCUGACGCAUCUGUAACUGAAGCAUCCUCCACAGACGCAUCUUCAACUGAUGCAUCAUCAUCUGAUGCAUCUGUAACUGAAGCAUCCUCAACCGACGCAUCUCCAUCUGAAGCAUCCUCAACCGAGGCUUCAUCAACUGAUGCAUCAUCAUCUGACGCAUCUGUAACUGAAGCAUCCUCCACAGACGCAUCUUCAACUGAUGCAUCAUCAUCUGACGCAUCUGUAACUGAAGCAUCCUCAACCGACGCAUCUCCAACUGAAGCAUCCUCAAGCGAGGCUUCAUCAACUGAUGCAUCCUCAACUGACGCAUCUUCAGCUGACGCAUCCUCAACCGAAGCAUCCUCAACUGAUGCACCUUCAACUGAUGCAUCCUCAACCGACGCAUCCUCCACCGAAGCAUCCUCCACAGACUCAUCUUCAACUGAUGCAUCCUCAACCGACGCAUCUCCAACUGAAGCAUCCUCAAGCGAGGCUUCAUCAACUGAUGCAUCCUCAACUGACGCAUCUGUAACUGAAGCAUCCUCAACCGACGCAUCUCCAUCUGAAGCAUCCUCAACCGAGGCUUCAUCAACUGAUGCAUCAUCAUCUGACGCAUCUGUAACUGAAGCAUCCUCCACAGACGCAUCCUCAGCUGAUGCAUCCUCAACCGACGCAUCUCCAACUGAAGCAUCCUCAAGCGAGGCUUCAUCAACUGAUGCAUCCUCAACUGACGCAUCUGUAGCUGAAGCAUCCUCAACUGACGCAUCCUCCACCGAAGCAUCCUCAACUGAUGCACCUUCAACUGAUGCAUCCUCAACCGAGGCUUCAUCAACUGAUGCAUCCUCAUCUGACGCAUCUGUAACUGAAGCAUCCUCAACUGACGCAUCCUCAGCUGACGCAUCCUCAAGCGAGGCUUCAUCAACUGAUGCAUCCUCAUCUGACGCAUCUGUAACUGAAGCAUCCUCAACUGACGCAUCCUCAGCUGACGCAUCCUCAACCGAAGCAUCCUCAACUGAUGCACCUUCAACUGACGCAUCCUCAGCUGACGCAUCCUCCACCGAAGCAUCCUCAACCGACGCAUCUCCAUCUGAAGCAUCCUCAACCGAGGCUUCAUCAACUGAUGCAUCCUCAUCUGACGCAUCUGUAACUGAAGCAUCCUCAACUGACGCAUCCUCAGCUGACGCAUCCUCAACCGAGGCUUUAUCAACUGAAGCAUCCUCAACUGACGCAUCCUCAGCUGAUGCAUCCUCAACCGACGCAUCUCCAACUGAAGCAUCCUCAAGCGAGGCUUCAUCAACUGAUGCAUCCUCAUCUGACGCAUCUGUAACUGAAGCAUCCUCAACUGACGCAUCCUCAGCUGAUGCAUCCUCACCCGAGGCUUCAUCAACUGAUGCACCCUCAACUGACGCAUCUGUAACUGAGGCAUCCUCAACUGAAGCAUCCUCAACCGAUGCACCUUCAACGGAGGCAUCCUCAACCGAUGCAUCCUCAACUGACGCAUCAGUAACUGAAAUAUCCUCAACCGACGCAUCCUCCACCGAAGCAUCCUCAACUGAAGCAUCCUCCACCGAUGCAUCUUCAACUGAUGCAUCCUCAACCGACGCAUCUCCAUCUGAAGCAUCCUCAACCGAGGCUUCACCAACUGAACGACGCAUCUCCAUCUGA